GUGGAUACAUGUAACGUUUAAAAAUUGGCACCAUUUUUGCUGCAUUUGAGCUGGCAAAUGUCAAACCGCAAGAUGAAGAAAUAAAAGUUUAGCAGUUCACCUCUUUUAAUUUCGCCCGUAGCGUUAACGUUAAAUUGAAAUGUCAAGCCAUUUUUAACGUUAAUUAGGAAUUCAUCUUUAACGAAAACUUUUAACUCUAUCCUUAACUGCAACUUUAUGUUUAAGUGCAAUUUUUUAACCGCAACUUUAUCUUCAAUUACAACUUCCUCCUUUCGAUAUUUACAACUGCAUCCGUAAGUUUAAUUUUCCUUUUUUUUCCCUAUCGAUUAAGCAAAAAUUGCACAAUUUUUUUUCCACUUCAUUUUUCCCCGCGCCCGUUGAUUUUUGCUUAAUUGGCGAGCAGCCCCCGUGGAUUUUUUCAGAUAGGAAAGGCGACUACGUCGACAGCCGAACGAGGAAUCGUCGCGAGCAUAGAGGAAGACACCCGAAGAAAAAUGGCAAUUAUUCUCCCCAAGUUGAAAUACGCUUUGAACGCCCUGUCGCCCCACAUAAGCGAAGAGACGCUGAACUUCCAUUACAAUAAGCACCACGCGGGGUACGUGAACAAGUUGAAUGGCCUAAUUAAGGACACGCCCUUUGCCACGAAAUCGUUGCUUGAAAUUGUGAAGGAAUCCACGGGAGCCAUUUUUAACAACGCCGCGCAGAUAUGGAACCACAGUUUUUACUGGGACUCCAUGGGACCCAAUUGUGGAGGGGAACCCCAUGGAGAAAUUAAGGAAAAAAUUCAGGAAGACUUUGGGUCCUUUAACGAUUUCAAAAAUGAAUUUUCGAAUGUAUUAUGCGGACACUUUGGAUCAGGAUGGGGUUGGCUAGCUUUGAAUAAUAACAACAAGCUAGUCAUUUUGCAGACGCAUGAUGCUGGGAACCCUAUAAAGGAUAACACAGGCAUUCCCAUCCUGACGUGCGACAUAUGGGAGCAUGCCUACUAUAUUGACUAUCGAAAUGACCGAGCGUCGUAUGUGAAGGCCUGGUGGAAUUUGGUCAACUGGAAUUUUGCCAACGAAAAUUUGAAGAAGGCAUUACAGAAGUGAUUUCUCCAGCGCAGCAUAAGGGAAGGGAAUAGCGUGAGGCCACGUAAUGCUUGUACAUUAGCGGGGGGUGUCCGUGCCGACACAUUUGUGUAUACUUUUUUUGCCCCCUUCGUUGUUUUUUUUUUUUUUCCUCUUCUACGGGUUUUACAUUUUUCCUUUUUUUUCCCUCAUGUAAUAUGUAGUGAAAAGUGUGUUAAUACCCAAAGAACAAUUUUGUAACAAAUUUUAAAGUGCUUUAAAAGGGUU
Plasmodium vivax (malaria parasite P. vivax) is the source of this 1337-nucleotide messenger RNA. RefSeq names its product superoxide dismutase. Lineage: Eukaryota; Apicomplexa; Aconoidasida; Haemosporida; Plasmodiidae. Gene Ontology annotation, molecular function: metal ion binding; superoxide dismutase activity. The transcript has 2 exons. The record is from RefSeq and is a predicted model, not a curated record. The coding region runs from base 495 to 1091 and encodes 198 amino acids. Gene Ontology annotation, biological process: superoxide metabolic process.